AUGAUCUGGAAGAGGUCCAAACUAAAAUCUGAAACUCAAACGGGGCUCAUACAAGCGGCAGCUAAAGGCGACAUACAGAAGGUGCAGCAAUUGCUCGAUGCGGGAUGUGGUGUCGAUGGUACGGAUGGGCUUCAAAUGUCAGCUCUUCAUUGGGCAGCUUUGAAAGGGUGUGGAAAGAUAGUGACGCUAUUGCAAGAGAACCGUGCUGAUACCGGUGCUACUGAUUCAUAUGGAAGGAUCCCGAUGCACUGCGCUGCAGAAAACGGCUAUACGUCAAUCGUCCAGGAGUUAGUGAAUCCCACCAAUAUUGAUGCCCGUGAUAAAUCUGGAAGAACGGUACUUCAUUGGGCCACGGAAAAUAACCACGGGGAUGUGGUGAAAGUACUACUUGAACGAGGGGCCGACCAGAAUCUACAGGACAAAUUUGAACAAACAGCCUUAUCUCGAGCAGCAUGGAGAGGAUGGGACGAACUAGUGCAGCUGCUGCUAGUGAAUGGGGCCAAAUUCGAUAACCCAGAUCGCAGUGGCCGUACAGCCCUGCAAUUAGCGGCUAAGAAUGGGCGUGGAGAGACAGCAAAGCGGCUUUUCUAUUGGAUGAUGAUGAGCAGUGUGGAAGGCGACUACGCCUCAGCUAUCAAUGAGAUUUUGAAGACAAUGAGAGACGAAUGGAGAGAUGAUGAUUUGAGUUGGUGUGGACGAGUGUUGUCGUGGGCGGCACAGAACGGACAUGACGCAGUGGUCAAUUUGCUACUCGACACGGAGCGCGUCGACCCAGAGUCGAAGGAUACCAGCGGACGGACACCGCUAUCGUUAGCGGCAGGGAGCGGACAUGACGUAGUGGUCAAGCUACUACUCGACACGGAGCGCGUCGACCCAGACUCGAAGGAUACCAUCAGGGAACAGACGCCGCUAUCGUGGGCGGCAGAGAACGGGCAUAACGCAGUAGUCAAGCUGCUACUCAACCUAGAGCGCGUUGACCCAGAGUCGAAGGAUACCAGCGGACGGACGCCGCUAUCGUUAGCGGCAGGGAGCGGAUGUGACGCAGUGGUCAAGCGGCUACUCGACACGAAACGCGUCGAUCCAAACUCGAAGGAUACCAGCGGACGGACACCGCUAUCGUUAGCGGCAGGGAGCGGACGUGACGCAGUGGUCAAGCGGCUACUCGACACGAAACGCAUCGAUCCAAACUCGAAGGAUACCCGCGGACGGACACCGCUAUCGUGGGCGGCAGAGAAAGGAGAUAACGUAGUGGUCAAGCUGCUACUCGCCACGGAGCGCGUCGACCCAGACUUGAAGGAUACCAGCGGACGGACACCGCUAUCGUUAGCGGCAGGGAGCGGACAUGACGCAGUGGUCAAGCGGCUACUCGACACGAAACGCGUCGAUCCAAACUCGAAGGAUACCAGCGGACGGACACCGCUAUCGUUAGCGGCAGGGAGCGGACGUGACGCACGCGUCGAUCUAGAUUGGAAGGGUACCAGCGGACGGACGCCGCUAUCAUGGGCGGCAACGAACGGACAUGACGUAGUGGUCAAGCGGCUUCUCGACACGGAGCGCGUCGACCCAGACUUGAAGGAUACUAGGGGACAGACACCUCUAUCGUUAGCGGCAGAGAACGGACGUGACGUAGUGGUCAAGCGCCUACUCGACACGAAGCGCGUCGAUCCAAACUCGAAGGAUACCAGCGGACGGACGCCGCUAUCGUGGGCAGCAGAGAACGGACAUGACACAGUGGUCAAGCUGCUACAACAAGCUUGA
Molecule: messenger RNA, 1758 nt
Organism: Penicillium lagena
Lineage: Eukaryota; Fungi; Ascomycota; Eurotiomycetes; Eurotiales; Aspergillaceae
Product: ankyrin repeat domain-containing protein
Exons: 2
Coding region: 1-1758 (585 amino acids)
Molecular function (GO): protein binding
Source: RefSeq, a predicted model, not a curated record